Molecule: messenger RNA, 1056 nt
Organism: Pseudonaja textilis
Lineage: Eukaryota; Metazoa; Chordata; Lepidosauria; Squamata; Elapidae
Source: RefSeq, a predicted model, not a curated record
GGACGGGCGCCAUGCGGGCGGCGGCUGCAGCUGCGGCGGCGGCGGGCACGGCGUUGCAAGGGCUCUUCGCGGUCUACAAGCCGCCGGGCAUGCACUGGAGAGCCGUCAGGGACACGGUGGAGAGGCAUCUGGUAAAGGUUUCAGGACCGGUUUUUACGGAAUUAAAAAUUGGGGUGGGUGAUCGUCUGGAUAUGCAAUCCUCGGGAGUUUUCGUGCUCGGUGUUGGUUAUGGCACCAAGUUGCUCAGAAAAUGGUACAACGCACAUCUUACCAAGGCAUACACUGUCACCGGCUUGUUCGGCAAAGCCACCGACGAUUUCUCAGACACCGGCAAACUGAUUGAGAGAAGCACAUUCGAUCACGUAACGCAGGAGAAGCUGGAGCGGAUUGUUUCGGUGAUCCAGGGAUCCAAUCACAAAGCUUUACUACAGUGGGCUAACCUCGACCUGAAAACUCAAGAAUCCUAUGAGCUGGCGGUGAAAGGCCUAAUUCGGCCGAUGAACAAAAGUCCCCCUUUGAUCACGGCAGUGCGAUGCCUCCGUUUUGAACCGCCUGAAUUCCAGCUGGAAAUUCACUGCUUGCACGAGAACCAACAGUAUCUCCGCAAGAUAGUUCACGAGAUCGGGUUGGAGCUGAAGACCACGGCGGUGUGCAGCCAAGUGAGGCGGGUACGUGACGGUGUCUUUGUGCUGGACGAUGCCCUGCUGAGGACGGAGUGGGACCUCCCGAACAUCCAGAGGGCAAUUUUGCAAGCCAAACAGAAAGUAGAAGCUGAACUUCACAACAGUUUUGCGCACCUGAACGCCAGGGUGGGUGGUGAAAGGGAACGGACCUGACCCAAACCUCAAAAAUAUUGGGAAAAGCCGUGCGAAACAUCCCAGAAUUCCAAUGUUUAGCCUGGAUGAGGAGGUUCCAAGUUGGCUCCUCUCUAAAACUGUGCACAACGUACCAAGGAUAUUGCAAUUUAAGGGGAAGGAAGGAAGAUGAGAGAAGGGAAUGAUGGAAGAAAGGAGGGAAGGAGAUGAGAAAAGGGAAGGAUGGAUGGAAGGAAAGAAG